AUGGCAAAGGAUAGAUCUGAUCUAAAUAAAUUAAUCCUUUCCUUUAAAGAAGCUUUGCAGUAUUGGCAGACAUGCCUUGACGGCUCUAAUUCCUCGCUCUCGGAAGUAAAAGCUGCAGAAGUUACAAAUCCAUUAGAAGAGUUAGACAAGCUAGCAAAGCUAAUUAGAGCUCAUACGACAAAAGUUGGUAUUAUUUUCAAGCCUGAGACUCUUGUUAAAGGAACAGAUGCUGCAUUUAGUACAUUGCAAAAAUUAUCUGAAAGUUUAGUCUUAAUAAUCUCGCUUAUAAGUCAGUUGGAAAACAAAAUAAUAUCAACUAUGUUCUACAAAGAAAUCUUAAAUAGUGUUAGAUUGCUUAUAGAAUCCAAUAUCCAAUUUGCAGAUGAAUUGGUUACAGUGGAAGUAAAUUCUGGGGAAGAACCUCAAGAAGUUCCAGAGUCCAACGAUGAAGAUGAAAUUGAUGGGAGAUUAGUUUCGGUCGGGAAGAUAUGGUCAAAUUGUGAUACGUUAUCCAAACUAAUUAAAGACGGGGAAUUAGGUGUGUUAUCUAAAAAAAUAAAACAAAGCAUAAUUUUAAUAGAAGAUGGAUUAGAUGAAUUCGAAGAAUGGGCUGAGAACCCCGAUGAUUUCGAUAUGGACGAUGAUCCAUUUGGCUUUAGUGAUGACGAAAGUGAUGAGGCAGAAGUUCCUCCAACAAAUGGAACCGCAGAAGAAAAUGGAAACAAAGAAGAAAAAGAAAAAUUGAUUAAAUUUGCACAAUUGUGGUUAUCUAAAAUUAAGUUAAUUAAAUUAUUAUUAACAUCAGUUACUAGGUCUUUACCAUCAUUAACAUCUGGCGAUGUCAUCAACAAUAUAUAUGAAGUUCAACGCCUGCUUGUCAAUAAAAUAGAUACACUUAUUGUCGAUUUGAUGUUAAGCAAAGAAAUUGCCGAAGAAAUUGUAAUGAAUUCGAAGGAAAUUACUAAGAUGUGUAACACGCUAAUUAAAAUCGUCAAAGAUGUUAAUAAAUCAAAUGAAAAUAAAGUCAAAUGGUGUGUUGCGUGGGACUCUAAGUUUAAAGAAGGUUUAUAG
This is a messenger RNA of Debaryomyces fabryi, 1071 nucleotides long. RefSeq lists its product as uncharacterized. Gene Ontology annotation, biological process: regulation of cell cycle. Gene Ontology annotation, cellular component: nucleus. The record is from RefSeq and is a predicted model, not a curated record. Lineage: Eukaryota; Fungi; Ascomycota; Pichiomycetes; Serinales; Debaryomycetaceae. The coding region runs from base 1 to 1071 and encodes 356 amino acids. The transcript has a single exon.